Messenger RNA from Paecilomyces variotii, 1668 nucleotides. RefSeq names its product putative MFS multidrug transporter. The transcript is spliced from 8 exons. Lineage: Eukaryota; Fungi; Ascomycota; Eurotiomycetes; Eurotiales; Thermoascaceae. The record is from RefSeq and is a predicted model, not a curated record. Gene Ontology annotation, molecular function: transmembrane transporter activity. Gene Ontology annotation, biological process: transmembrane transport. Bases 1 to 1668 code for a protein of 555 amino acids.
AUGGAGCACAAUGUCGAAGCUAGGGCUGAAUCGCCCGAUGCGGAAGCGGAAAUCAACACCGCGAGGAACACACCGCCGCCCGGAUAUGGUCUGAAUGAGAAGGCUGAGGGGAUGGAAUCGGAGGAAAUCGAAUAUCUAUAUCUCAAUUUCGACACACCACUACCCCCACCGGCCGGUAUAUCGUCCCCGGAACCUGGUCAGCAGCCGCCGCCAGAACCUCCCAACCUCAAGAAAUAUAUGUCCCCGUUCCUCUGGUCUGAACGGCGCAAGUCACUCAUUACGUGGAUCUCCUGCGCAGUGACAGCACUCGCGGCAUAUUCGGCUGGAGAGUUCAACCCGGCAUCCAAGGUACUUAGUCCUAAAUGGCACAUCAGUACCGUCGUGUACGAUCUGGGCAUCACCAUCUUCACAACCGGGUUCGCGAUUGCGCCCAUGGUCCUAGCCCCAUUCUCAGAGAUCAAUGGCAGGAGACCCAUGUUCAUAUCCAGCGGUAUCCUUUUCACGGUAUGCCUCAUCGGAUGCGGAGCAACGGACUCUUUUGGCGGGAUGCUUGUGGCGCGAUUCUUCCAGGGUGUAGGAGGAUCUACUUUUUCCACUAUGGUUGGCGGAGUCAUCAGUGAUAUCUACCAUGCAGAAGACCGCAAUGCCCCGAUGGCGUUAUUUUCUGGCGCAGCACUGUUCGGCACAGGCCUCGGCCCCUUGAUCAGCAGCAUCAUUGUACACCGGACCUCCUGGCGAUGGGUAUACUAUUCACAUGCUAUUGCCUCUGCCGUUUGCGUUCUCGUAAUCUUCAUAUCGUUCAAGGAAACGCGUGGCAGCAUCCUCCUAAGUCGCAAAGCGAAAGCGCUCAACAAAUACUAUGAAAGACUGGAAGAGGCAGGUUACAUUGGAGUUCUGGUGCCGGAUACGUCCACGGGAAGACGGCGAGUUCAGCGCAUCCGAUGGAAAGUCAAGGGCGACGAAGAGCGGGAAUCGCUGGUCAAGAUGAUCAGCAUCUCCUGUUAUCGGCCGUUCCAUCUGCUCUUCACAGAGCCUGUCGUGUUCUUUUUCUCGCUUUGGGUCGCUUUCAGCUGGGCGGUCCUCUAUCUCCAGUUCGGCUCUAUUCCGCUGGUUUUCAUGGCAAACCACAACUUUAAUUUGGAGCAAGUCGGCGCUGUAUUUACCGCAAUUUGCGUUGGAUCUAUUAUCGCCACUUUCGUGAGUAUCUACCAGGAGAGGCUCGCUCAGCGAUUUGGCAAGCUCUCCAGUACACCAGAGGGGCGGUUAUAUUUCACCUGCAUUGAAUCGGCCUUGAUGCCCGCGGGACUCUUCUGGUUCGGUUGGACCUCCUUCUCGUCUAUCCCAUGGAUCGUGCCAACGCUUGCUGUCGGCUGUGCGACAAUGGGCAUCUUUUCUAUCUACCUGGCCGUGUUUAACUAUUUGGCCGAUACCUAUCACCGAUAUGCAAGCUCUGCUCUAGCGGCCCAAUCUUUCUGCCGUAACCUGCUCGGUGGUAUAUUUCCCUUGGUAACGAAUAGCAUGUUCAACAAUCUCGGCUACCCGGCUGCAUCUAGUCUCCUAGGUGGCAUCGGCGCUCUUCUCACGAUUGUUCCUUGGGUGUUGCUGUUCUUUGGGCCAAAGAUUCGCGCUAAGAGCAAAUUCGCUAGCGAAAUCAUGCAUCAGAAUUAG